Molecule: messenger RNA, 3998 nt
Organism: Pleuronectes platessa (European plaice)
Lineage: Eukaryota; Metazoa; Chordata; Actinopteri; Pleuronectiformes; Pleuronectidae
Gene: klc2
Product: kinesin light chain 2
Exons: 14
Coding region: 118-2004 (628 amino acids)
Biological process (GO): microtubule-based movement
Cellular component (GO): membrane-bounded organelle; kinesin complex; cytoplasm
Molecular function (GO): kinesin binding
Source: RefSeq, a predicted model, not a curated record
GUCCCGUUAGCGCGCGGCCGCCGGAGCAUCACAACACUGUCCUGCUUUGUCCCCGGGACGGAACCUAGGGACGGAACGUGUCCUCCUCGUCUCAUGAAGCGUGUCUGAAACCAGGCAAUGUCCACCAUGGUGUAUCCACGAGAAGAAGCCCUGGAGCGCCUGAGCCAGGAUGAGAUCGUCCUGAACACCAAGGCCGUGAUGCAGGGCCUGGAGACCCUGAGGGGGGAGCACGCCCAGCUGCUCAACUCACUGCUGGACUGCACCACCCCCCCCGUGGCCCAGGAGAAGUCCGGCCUGCUCCGCAAGAGCCUGGAGGCCAUCGAGCUCGGCCUGGGAGAAGCUCAGGUGAUCGUGGCCCUGUCCAGCCACCUGAGCGCCGUGGAGUCGGAGAAGCAGAAGCUGCGCGCCCAGGUGCGGCGGCUCUGCCAGGAGAACCAGUGGCUGAGGGACGAACUGGCCGGCACCCAGCACAAGCUGCAGCGCAGCGAGCAGAGCGUGGCCCAGCUGGAGGAGGAGAAGAAGCACCUGGAGUUCAUGAACCAGAUCAAGAAGUUCGACGAGGACGUGUCGCCGUCCGAGGAGAAGAGCCAGGGCUCGGGGGGAGGGGGGGGGAGCGGAGGAGGGGACACGUCCAAGGACAGUUUGGACGACUUGUUCCCCAACGACGAUGACCAAGGACCAGCUCAGCCCAGUGGGGAGGUGGCCGCCCAGCAGGGGGGCUACGAGAUCCCAGCGCGCCUCAGGACGCUGCACAACCUGGUGAUCCAGUACGCGUCCCAGGGCCGGUACGAGGUGGCCGUGCCGCUGUGCAAACAGGCCCUGGAGGACCUGGAGAAGACGUCUGGACGGGACCACCCCGACGUGGCCACCAUGCUGAACAUCCUGGCCCUGGUGUACAGAGACCAGAACAAGUACAAGGAGGCGGCUCACCUCCUGAACGACGCCCUGGCCAUCAGGGAGAAGACGCUGGGGAAGGAUCACCCCGCGGUGGCCGCCACGCUCAACAACCUGGCUGUGCUCUACGGGAAGAGGGGCAAGUACAAGGAGGCGGAGCCGCUCUGCAAGAGGGCCCUGGAGAUCCGAGAGAAGGUUCUGGGGAAGUACCACCCGGACGUGGCCAAGCAGCUGAACAACCUGGCUCUGCUGUGUCAGAACCAGAGCAAGUACGACGAGGUGGAGUACUACUACCGACGGGCCCUGGAGAUCUACGAGUCCAAGCUGGGAGCCGACGACCCCAACGUGGCCAAGACCAAGAACAACCUGGCCACGUGCUACCUGAAGCAGGGGAAGUUCAAAGAGGCCGAGGCUCUGUACAAGGAGAUCCUGACCCGGGCUCACGAGAAGGAGUUUGGAUCCGUCAACAAUGACAACAAGCCCAUCUGGAUGCACGCAGAGGAGAGAGAGGAGAGCAAGGGGAAACGCAAGGACUCAGGUCCGUAUGUGGAGUACGGGAGCUGGUACAAGGCCUGCAAGGUGGACAGCCCCACGGUGAACACCACCCUGAAGAGCCUGGGAGCUCUGUACCGCCGCCAGGGGAAGCUGGAAGCAGCAGAGACUCUGGAGGAGGUCGCCAGCAAGUCCCGCAAACAGGGCAUCGACGCCAUUAACCAGAGCAAAGUGGUGGAGCUGCUGAAGGACGGAGGAACCGGGGACCGGCGACUCAGCAGGGAGGGAGUCAGCGGGCCCGGGGGCCGGGGGGGGGAGGGCGAGGGCGAUGACUCUGCCGAGUGGAACGGGGACGGGAACGGCUCUCUGCGCCGCAGCGGCUCCUUCGGGAAGAUCCGUGAAGCCCUGAGGAGGAGCAGUGAGAUGCUGGUGAAGAAGCUGCAGGGCAGCGGCCCCCAGGAGCCUCGGAACCCAGGGAUGAAGAGAGCGAGUUCCCUCAACUUCCUCAACAAGAGCACAGAGGAGACCACACAGGACGCCUCCUCCGGACUGUCGGACUGCAGGGGGCUCAGCGCCAGCAACGUGGACCUGUCCAGACGCAGCUCCCUGAUUGGCUAGGACAGCGGCGGGGGUGGGACGCAGCAGAGCGCCCGGCAGGAGAGGCUGUCUGCAGCUCGGGUCGAUCAAAUCAAACGCACCUAAAGCUUCCAGCCCCUGAACAUCACGAAGACACAACUCUGCUGCGUCACUGUACAAAUCAGAGAAUAUUUAGAUACACAUUUAUGAGCAUGCUGCUUAGUGGCUGCACCUGAACGCUGCGUGUCCUCGGACUCGAGGCGCUGUAGCAAAACAUCGUGUCCACAACGACACGAGUUCGAUUCCUCAUCGACGCGCGUGCAGACAUUUAGCCGUAGCUAGGCUAACAGCUAACCCAGUUUCAGUUGAGUUCAGAUCUGUAUAUUUCACUAGUAGCAUGAAAUAUUCACUGAGGCUACACAUCGGAUACAGCCGGUGAAAAGGUUCGAUUAGAUUUGUUCUGUACGAAAGAGAAAAGAAUGUUCGUUAGAAAACAGCGCUCAUCAUUUAAACCUCACUUUCUGCCUUGUUUUUUUUAUGCAUAUACAGUUUUAAAUUAUUUGAUAUUUUGUUCUUUGUAUAUAGUGCAUCUUUCUUUUUGUUUACACUUUGAGUUAGAGUUUAGAAAAACCCUGAUGUGACGAGGGAAGAGAAGGAGGAGUCAGAGUAGAAUGAAAAGGUUCCAAACUGAUUAAUGUGUUACCUCACUGGAGUCUAAGCUUCUGCUCCAUCGAGGUCUCAGCUGGUGAAGCACUUUGAGCCUCUUACUGUAAACUGAGCAGCCAUCUUGGAACCUCCGGAGCAAACUGGUCCUUUCCACUGGAUCCUCGAGGAGACUGGUCCCGAGCACAUUCAUGCAGUUAGUAAAAUGACAGAGCUCCAAGUCCUUGAGCUCUGAACCAUCUCUGUCCAAAGCUGACAAACCAACAAACUCCAUGUUUAUGACUUAAAGCUCGGGUUGGUGAUCCUGGAAAAACCUUCUCCUUUAAACACGAUGACCAAAAGAAACAUCCAGAAUGAUUUUACUGUAGUUUGCUCACAUUUCCAUAAGAAGCCGAUUCUUUCUUUUCCUAAGUGAGCGAAUCAGCUUCAGGCCGAGCUGCUUCUUCUCGUUAACUCAAAGUUCAUCUGAAUGUAGUUUCAAAGUUUGGUCACUUUUAAGCUCCUAUAAAAACUACCUAUCAUGGACGAGAAGAUGAAUCAAACAUAAUCAUGUCUUCUUCUCCCACUGAUGAACAAGGAGGUGAAUGACAGUUUGUUUACAAUCAUCAGGAUGUUUACUUUCUUCCAUGAGAUUCUUUGUGUUUUCCCCUUUGUUUAUUGUUGUUGUAUAAUUUUCAUUUUGUACAAAACGAUCCUCGGUGUUUCACGUAGACGGGUUAUCGAUGAGAAUCGAACGCUGGUGACCGAGACUUCCUGUUUCCGCUUGUGUUUGAGUCGUGUGCUUUUACUUUGAAGGUCCUGAGAACUGAUCAUGUGAAUGUUAAACUUCAUGUGGGACAGAGACGGUCCAGGGAAUGUACACGUCCUCUGAUCAAUGAAGUGGAGACUCAGCUGUCAUCCUCAAACAAGGAUGUUAACACAAAGUGAACAUCUCCAAAGAGGAGCCGGUGGUUCGAUGCCGGUGUUCAGUCCACGUCGGUGCGUCCACGCCUUCGCCGCGCGCCGCAUCAAACCACAUCGCUCUGUGAAAUCACAUGACUGAUGACAUCACAUAGCUGAGUCUCAUCAAAGUGCACGUUGUCGUAUCAGCCUGUGAUUGUGUAGAUUGUGUGAUGAGGAGCAGUUGUGUUACGGAGGAAAAGUGCUUCAAGUGUCGUUGGCAGCAAAUAAUGUACAGAACUACAUGUGUGUUACUUUUAUAUGUGUGUUCACUGUGCGUCACAUUCACACACGUUAGAGUUGUGGGAAUUUACUUUAAUCACACACACAAACACACAAUCUCUACACCGUGUAAUUGUGUAUUAAAAAAAGUUGGAACACUAAUUUGUAGUUGAAGAUGUCUAAUAAUAAUAAAUCACAGUAAUAAUAUGAAA